AUGGACUCGUCAGAUGCAACUCCUUUCUCUCCUGUUGCUCUUCAAGACGAGUGGACGCUCGUGACUAACGACGCAGAGAUCGUCGCGUUGGUGCAAAGCAAAGCGAAAUUUGAGGACCAAGGUGUCGAAGCAUCGAGCCACGAGGUUCCCGAAGGUUUUGUUUCGAUUCGUUUACGACAAGGCGAAACCAUUCGAGUCGCGUGGUUCAAAGCUACGCAGCGAGUUGAUGACUUUGUUGGCAAGUUCUUUGCAGAGGAGCUCACACAAUGUCGGAAGAUUAGGCUCAUUUACAUGGGCAUGUUGCUGCUUCCCACUCGCACGAUGGGUGAAUACGGCAUUGAAGAGAACGGCGUGAUCCAUAGUGUCAUUACCGAUGCGCCACCAGAACCCCACUUGCCAGCAGCGCUACCAGCGAACUUCAUGAACUGGAAGCCUCAGAGCUCACUUCUAGUCCUUACCGGCGUCUUCCUCUGCGGUCUCUGGACGCUAAUGGUCUAUUUUCCGCACUUGUUCUCGUGGACCUCGACCGUGCUGUUGUUGCUCUUCAGCGUGAUGCACAUUUCAGCUGCGGCGUCAUGUAUCACCAUAUAA
Peronospora matthiolae is the source of this 591-nucleotide messenger RNA. The record is from the annotation of a GenBank genome assembly. NCBI's taxonomy places the organism in Eukaryota, Oomycota, Peronosporomycetes, Peronosporales, Peronosporaceae.